AUGGACGACUCAUCAAGUCCUAUGGCCAAGGCAGCAAAACAGGAUGACCUGCGCAAGGUUUGGAGUUGGAACGCAACGGUGCCCGAAGCCGUAGAAGCCUGUGUUCAUGACCUGAUCGCAGAGCAUAUGGUGCCGGAAGCGGCUGCCAUAUGUGCCUGGGAUGGCGAGCUGACAUAUGCCGAAUUCGACGAGUUAUCAACACGGCUAGCACAUCAUCUCAUUGGAUUGGGGGUCGGACCGGAAGUUAUAGUACCGCUAUGUUUCGAAAAGUCGAUGUGGAUGCCGGUAGCGAUGUUAGGGGUGAUGAAGGCCGGUGGCGCAGGUUGUGCGAUUGAUGUCACCCAACCCAAAGCGCGGUUACAAGCAAUCAUGCACCAGAUACGGCCCCCUAUUAUACUGUCAUCGAUGGUAAACACGGACCUGACCAAAGGACUUCUCGACGAUAUUCCCGUUCUAGCUAUUGAUAGGGGGAGUUUGGAGCAGUUGCCCCCGACACCUUCGAACACUCUACCAUCAACAACAUACGUGAAACCCUCGAACACCUUAUACCUCGUAUUCACAUCCGGCAGCUCGGGAACGCCUAAAGGUGUGAUAAUUUCGCACAGCAACUUUAGCAGCGCCCUAGUUCACCAAACGCGUCAACUCGGGUUCAAAAGAAGUUCGAGAGUACUCGACAUGGCAUCUUAUGCCUUCGACGCGGCGUGGUAUAACGCAUUACACACAUUUUAUGCUGGAGGCUGUCUCUGUAUACCCUCAGAGAGCGAGAAGCGGAACGACUUGACAGGAUGUAUUCGUCGACUAAAACCAAACUUCAUGAAUCUUACUCCGAAGCUAUGUGAAGUCCUAGACGCGGCUUCGCUCCAAGGUGUGGAUAUGAUCGAAUUAGCUGGGGAGCAAGCAGAUGCCAGACAAGUCUCCCGAAUGAGGGAGGUGACGGCGGUGCGCUUCGCGUAUGGUCCGGCGGAGUGUUCGAUUCUCUCAACAGUUUCUCACGAAGAUGCAUCCUGCUCCAAUAUCGGUUUCGGACUUGGUGUGCGGACAUGGAUUGUGAGCGUCGAUGAUACUCAGACGCUAGCACCAGUGGGUAGUGUUGGGGAAUUAUGGAUUGAGGGCCCAUUAGUGGGACAAGGCUACCUGAAUGAUGAAGCCAAGACAGCAGAGACCUUCGUCGAAAAUCCCUCUUGGUUACUUAAAGGCGGGCCUGGAAUGCCUGGUCGGUCCGGUCGUCUCUACCGAACCGGAGAUCUCGUGAGAUAUAACCAAGAGGAUGGCUCGCUAUUGUUUGCUGGUCGGAAGGAUGCGCAGGUCAAAAUCCGCGGUCAAAGGGUGGAAUUGGAGGAAAUUCAGCAACAGAUAAUUAAAGGCCUUCCAGACACUGUCGAUACCCAAGUAGUAGCAGAUGUCAUCAAACCCAACGGAAGCGAUAGCGCGACACUUGUAGUAUUCUUAAAGGCUACGCCGGGAAUUGAAGCAGUAGUAGCGCCGCUGGAAGAAAAGCUAACAGCAGUACUACCCAGUUACAUGAUCCCAUCAGCUUAUAUCGCAGUUGACGAAAUACCCACGGGACAGACAGGCAAAACCGACCGUCGAAAGCUCCGAGAACUUGGCGCUACAUUCACCUUGGAACAUCUUGCCAAAAUCAACAUAGCUAGAGGUGAAUGGCAACAACCGCAAACUGUCGCAGAAAAGAAACUUCAAAGGCUUUGGGCAGCCGUGCUUGGGAUCGAUCCUAGUAUCAUCGGUGUGGCGGAUAGCUUUUUGAGAAUAGGGGGCGACUCUAUCAAAGCCAUGCGAUUGGUAGCGGCGGCGCGCGAAGACGGUCUAUCGUUGACAGUUGCUGAUAUUCUAAGGCGGCCUCGACUGGGCGAUCUAGCCUCCAUAGCGAGCCAUAUGCCGUUAGACGAAGCGACUAACGAGAUCAUAAAACCUUUCUCUUUACUUGAGAUAGAAGAGACGGAAGCACGAAAAUUGGCUGCUGGCAUUUGCGGUGUAAAAUCAUCGCAAAUCGAAGACGCAUUCCCAUGCACACCAAUGCAAGAAGGCCUUCUCGCAUUGACAGCUAGACGUCCAAGCGAUUACGUGGUGCGGAUCGCUCUAGAACUACGAUCAACGGUUGAUGCUGAUCGUUUUAGAUUGGUAUGGGAUGAGGUUGUUUCAAUGUCUCCGAUCUUGCGGACACGAAUUGUAGACCUCGGACAACGUGGCCUAACGCAGAUAAUAGUUACUGAGCCGACACAGUGGUACCUAGGAAACAACCUCGAGAUUUAUAUGAGGGAAGAAUCACAGCUCACCAUGGGAUUAGGAACGCCACUGACUCGGUUCGGAUUAGUCAGCGAGGAGAACAGUGGAAAGUGUUUCUUUGUAUACGCGAUACAUCAUGCACUUUGCGAUGGUUGGUCAGUACCAUUGCUGCUCGAAAUGGCGGACGAGAUUUAUCAAAGUAAAUCAAUACAGCCUUCGCCACCAUUCCAAAGAUUCAUCAGGGACAUCCGCAGUAUCGAUGACUAUUGCGCAGCAACUGCGUGGCGAAAGCAAUUAGACGGCAUAGGAGCACUACCUUUUCCACAGCUUAUGUCAGCAGACUACCAGCCGGAGGCAGAUAUGGAGAUCUCGCACAGAAUUUCUGACUUGCGCUGGCCAAAAACAGAUAUAACGCCGUCUACACUAGUUCGGGCGGCAUGGUCAAUCGUGACUUGGAAAUACACCGGCUCUAGCGAUGUCAUUUUUGGAGCGACUGUUUCGGGGAGACAGGCAGCCGUGUUAAAAGUUGAGCAGAUGACGGGGCCAACGAUAGCCAGUGUACCAGUUCGAGUGAUUAUAAAUCCGGAGGAGGCCGUCAGCGAACUAUUAGGACGAAUACAAGAGCAAGCCAUAGAAACCGUGCCCUUUGAACAAAUGGGCCUACAAUGGAUACGACGGCUAAACAAUGACGCAGAGCGGGCGUGUCAAUUCCAGACUUUACUCGUUAUUCAGCCCGCUAACCAGAAGGCCGAACAGAGUACUCUAUUUGAAGAGGCCGAUGAUAGCUGGGAACUUGGUGCGUUUAACCCAUAUGCCAUUCUGUUGGAAUGCCGAUUGAAAGAUGAUGGAGCCCUCCUUCGUAUCAGUUUCGACUCGAAUGUUAUAGACGAGAUGCAGGUCAACAGAAUAGCGCACCAACUUGAACACACAUUACGUCAACUAUCCUUGACUAGAAACGCCACAAUGAAGCUGGCAGCAGUAGAGGUGGCUAGUGAGGAUGACCUGCGUGAUAUUUGGAGCUGGAAUGCUGCAGUACCAGAGGCAGUGGAGGGAUGUGUACACGACCUGAUUGCCAAGACGGUUCGAAGACAGCCAGAAGCCCCAGCAAUAUGUGCAUGGGACGGGGAGUUAACAUACGGGGAGCUUGAUACUCUAUCAAGACGCCUGGCAUCUCGACUCCGCAGUUUAGGCGUUGGUCCAGAAGUAAUUGUCCCGCUGUCUUUCGAUAAAUCGAUGUGGGUGCCUGUCGCGAUGCUAGGGGUGUUGAGGGCUGGAGGUGCAUUCGCAAUGCUCCCUCCUUCUUUGCCAAGCGCCAGACUCGGUCUUCUCCUAAAAGCUAUCAACCCGAAAGUUAUCGUCACAACUUCUCGGCAUGCUAGUAUUUUUACGGAAGUCCCAACGAUAUAUCCUCAAGAUUGUGCAGACGAAGACGACAGCAGCUGUUUCGAACCAAGUAAUAUUCGGCCAUUUAAUACUGCUGCGGUGCUCUUUACCUCCGGUACAACUGGUGCACCUAAGGGCAUCUUAUUAGACCACCGAUGCCUAUCAACCACGGCACAGUAUCUUGGCAGGGACUUCCAGGCCAGUACUUCGACUCGAGUAUUUCAGUUUGCGUCAUACUUGUUUGACGUAAGCAUACACGAAACAUUUAUGUCCCUAUUGUAUGGGGGUUGCCUCUGCGUCCCCUCUGAGGCAGAUAAAGAAAACAACACCAGUAGCGCCUUGGUGAAUUUGAAGGCCAAUUGGGCGUGCUUGUCACCUUCUGUAGCAAGAGCCAUUCCCACAGAGAAUGUCUAUACCCUACGAACCCUUGUGUUCGCUGGAGAAGCUCUCAAGAAAGUAGAUGUCGUUCGAUGGGCAGAUAAGGUAACAAUAUUCAACUGGUACGGUCCAGCAGAGUUCUCGCUAUGCACAAGUACCCCUGUUGUAUUUCCGGCAUGGAGAAGCGGCUCGAUCGGAUAUGGCUCCAGUGGCACCUGCUGGGUUAUUGACAAAGACGAUCCAGAAUGCCUGACACCCGUCGGUGCCAUCGGAGAACUGGCUACAGAAGGUCCAGGUAUGAUGAAGGGUUAUCUCAACGAUCAAGAGAAGACGGCAGCAGUUACCAUUAAGAAUCCGAGAUGGCUUGUGCGUGGCCAAUCUUAUCACCCCGGCCGACAUGGUCGACUAUAUCGUACCGGAGACUUAGUGCGUUAUAAUGCUGAUGGCUCGCUCACAUAUGUUGGUCGCAAGGAUGCGCAAGUAAAGAUCCGAGGAAUGCGAGUAGAAUUGGGAGACGUUGAGCAUCACGUCCUUCAGAAUCUAAACCUUCCAGGUUUAACUGAUGCUCAAGUCGUAGCCGAAGUAAUUACACCACGCGGGAGUAGCAACCCUACACUGGUGGCCUUCGUCAAGAGUAAUGGGGAAGACAGGGUAAUCGAAGCUAGGCCUAUCGAGAAAAGCCUUUUAGCUGGAUUAGAAAAGCGGCUAGCAGAAACAUUACCGCGCCACAUGAUCCCAUCAGUAUAUCUCACGAUAGGAAAGAUACCAAUAACACCAAAUGGCAAAGCAGACAGACGAAAGCUUCGCGCAAUCGGAGACUCGCUCACGAUACAACAGCUCACUACAUCCACUUCGAUGGUGCGAGGAAAGCGUCGGCGGCAGUCCAUGACGCCAACAGAAAGACAGUUGAAGAAAUUGUGGGCACCAAUUCUCGGCGUAAAUGUCGAUAUCGCGGUAGAGGACAGCUUCCUCCAGAUAGGUGGAGACUCUAUUGCGGCGAUGCGGUUAGUAGCUGCCGCACGAGAACAUGGACUAUCCUUUACAGUCGCCGAUGUUUUUAAGAGACCUCGACUAUGCGAUCUCGCCACCGUUGCAGUGGCAGUCGUAUUGGAUAAGGAGAAGGCUACUAAGGUUGCUGUUGAAGCAUUUUCAUUGCUCAACGACCAGGUAGACCUCAGGGCGUUCGUUCGGGAGGAAAUAUCUCCGCAUCUUCGUUCGAAUUUCACCGUAUCAGUCUCCGACGCAUUUCCAGUCACGCAUUGGCAGGCCACAUGCAUUAAUCUCGCGUUGAAGACCCCUCCUCAGCAGUGGCAUCAUUUCUGGCUUGACCUCCCUCGUUCGAAUAGCACGACCAAGAUUGAUAGAGUCUGUGAGCUUCUGUGGGAUAACCUAGAUAUUCUCAGAGUGGUUUUCAUACGCUCUAGAGGUCAGUAUCUUCAAGUCCUACCAGAAGGACUCCGGCCAAUAAUCCUUCAUUAUUCUACUAAUGGAACUAUUGACGAACUUACCUCUAAAAUCUGUGGCGAAGAUCUUCGGCAUCCUGGCACACUCGGAACCCCCUUUACGAGAUUCCAUGUCCUUUCUGGUCCUCAAGGUGCGCAGCGGUUAAUAGUUAGGUCGUCACAUGCGCAAUAUGACGGAACGACCCUCAUUCAUAUGAUGCGUUUCGUUAGCGCAUUUUACAAGAAUGAGCAACUACCCCCAUCGCCAACCUUUUCAGCGUUUAUUCAAUACGCAUUCAACAAUAAACGUCGUUCUCGGAAGUAUUGGAAGUCGUUUCUUCAAGGCUCAGUCCUUACGAAAUUCGAGCGAGAACCACUAUAUAACGACACUGUUGGUACAUCCGGGUCCCUAGUGAUAGAGAGACUAGUUCGUAUGCCGCAUACGUUUAGUGGCUUCACCCCCGCAACCAUUUUCACAUCCGCGUGCGCAGUAUUCCUUUCAGAGGCCACGAAAUCAUCAGAUGUAACAUUUGGUCGAUUAGUAUCCGGACGGGCUAUGGUACCAGUCCAUUUGCGAGAUACGAUCUUCUCGUGGAGUGGAUUAUGGUGUAUAUUAAUAGCUAUUGGUGGACGUUGA
Annulohypoxylon maeteangense is the source of this 6081-nucleotide messenger RNA. RefSeq names its product nonribosomal peptide synthase. The transcript is spliced from 4 exons. Gene Ontology annotation, cellular component: cytoplasm. NCBI's taxonomy places the organism in Eukaryota, Fungi, Ascomycota, Sordariomycetes, Xylariales, Hypoxylaceae. The record is from RefSeq and is a predicted model, not a curated record. Gene Ontology annotation, molecular function: phosphopantetheine binding; catalytic activity. Gene Ontology annotation, biological process: amino acid activation for nonribosomal peptide biosynthetic process; secondary metabolite biosynthetic process. Bases 1 to 6081 code for a protein of 2026 amino acids.